GUCCUCGCUCUCGCCCCGCGCCUCCCAGGAGCCCAGCCCCGGGGCAGCCGGCGGCAGCAGCAGCAGCAGCAGCAGGAUGGGGUACUCAUCAGAGAGAGACCUGCCUAAGACCAUCCAGUGUCCAUGACUGAAAUGACAUUUGACCUAGGUCAGACUUGAAUGCAUUGGUAAAACUCUGGCUUGCAUCUAAAUUCCAGACACAUUGGUUUGAGAUGAGAAGGAAUCUAGCAAUCUCAUGCCAAACAAUGGAGACCACGGCCUGGUUCCUGGAAAUGACAGAUUCAAACCUGUGCUACCUUGGCCUCAUGUUGAAGGUGUAGAAGUAGACUUGGAGGCAAUUCGGCGAAGGAAUAAAGCCAAAAAUGAAGGGAAUCCUCUUGUUGGUGGCAGUAAUGAUCAGCAAAACAUCAUGCAGCGACAGUAUCUUACAUUUAAGCCACAAACGCUUACCUACCAUGAUCCUGUAUUACAUCCUGGAACUCUUGGUAAUUUUGAACCCAAAGAACCUGAACCCCAUGGAGUUGUAGGUGGUCCUGGUGAGGAAGCCAAGCCAUAUGUGUUAGGACCAGAGUAUAAAGAAUCUGUUCAAGCCAGCAUAAAAGAAUUUGGGUUUAAUAUGGUAGCAAGUGAUAUGAUCUCACUAGAUCGAAGCAUUAAUGACUUACGACAAGAAGAGUGCAAAUACUGGUACUAUGAUGAGAAUCUACUCACUUCCAGUGUUAUCAUUGUCUUCCAUAACGAAGGAUGGUCUACACUCAUGAGGACGGUUCAUAGUGUUAUUAAGAGAACACCAAGGAAGUAUCUGGCUGAAAUUGUUUUGAUAGAUGAUUUUAGUAAUAAAGCACACUUAAAAGAGAGACUAGAGGAUUAUAUUAAGCAGUGGAAUGGCCUUGUAAAGAUUUUUCGAAAUGAAAGGAGAGAAGGUUUAAUUCAAGCUAGAAGCAUUGGAGCCCAGAAGGCUAAACUUGGACAGGUUUUAAUUUACCUUGAUGCCCACUGUGAGGUGGCAGUAAACUGGUAUGCACCACUAAUAGCUCCUAUAUCUAAAGACAGAACCACAUGCACUGUACCGCUUAUAGAUGUCAUAGAUGGCAACACUUAUAACAUUAUACCCCAAGGGGGUGGUGACGAAGAUGGGUUUGCUAGAGGAGCAUGGGAUUGGAGUAUGCUGUGGAAGAGGGUGCCCUUGACCAAACGUGAGAAGGAAAUGAGAAAGACAAAAACUGAGCCGUAUCGAUCACCUGCAAUGGCUGGAGGAUUAUUUGCAAUUGAACGUGACUUCUUUUUUGAACUGGGUCUCUAUGAUCCAGGCCUACAAAUUUGGGGUGGUGAAAACUUUGAAAUAUCUUACAAGAUUUGGCAAUGUGGAGGGAAACUGCUAUUUGUCCCUUGUUCUCGUGUUGGACACAUUUAUCGACUCCAGGGAUGGCAAGGGAAUCCACCUCCAGCAUAUGUUGGAUCAUCUCCUACUCUAAAGAAUUAUGUCCGAGUUGUGGAGGUCUGGUGGGAUGAAUACAAAGAUUACUUCUACGCUAGCCGUCCUGAAACAAAAGCACUAGCCUACGGUGAUAUUUCUGACCUAAAGAAAUUUCGUGAAGAUCACAGAUGUAAAAGUUUCAAGUGGUUUAUGGAGGAGAUAGCUUAUGAUAUAACUUCUCACUAUCCUUUACCACCUAAAAAUGUGGAAUGGGGAGAGAUUAGAGGCUUUGAAACUGCUUACUGCAUAGAUAGUAUGGGGCAUACCAAUGGGGGCUUCGUGGAACUUGGACCAUGCCAUAGAAUGGGAGGAAAUCAACUGUUCAGAAUUAAUGAAGCUAACCAGCUCAUGCAGUAUGACCAGUGCUUGACUAAAGGACCUGAUGGAUCAAAAGUUAUGAUUACACACUGCAAUCUAAAUGAAUACAAGGAAUGGCAGUACUUCAAGAAUCUACAUAGAUUUACGCACAUCACUUCAGGAAAAUGUUUGGACCGUUCUGAGGUUUUACACCAAGUAUUUAUUUCAGAGUGUGACUCCAAUAAAGCAACACAAAACUGGGAAAUGAACAAUAUCCUUAGUGUGUAGACAAAAUAUCCUGAAUCUACCUACUGAGAAAAUUAAUUUGAUUAAGAACUGAAGAUAGCCUGAAAACUGCUGCAAACUAUUAACUUUGUACAGCUGAAGCCUGGAACCUCCUGACUGGGAUGAAGGACAUAGGUGGACUGUGAUAGAUUUAUCAUCUGCAGUUAAUGUUUACAAAAACUGCUCUUACCUUAAACUUUAAUAGUUGUUUACAUCUCUUCUUUGUUUGUUUUAGGAUGUUCUUUUAUAUAAAAAAAUAUUUUAGUUGAUAAUAUAAUGUGCUUUUGACUCUGUUUCUGUUUUAUUGAAACAAAGUUAAAAGUGCUGGCUUGGAUCUGAAGUAGCGUGAGGUUGCUUCCACUCGUACAAGAAGGUAUUUCUGCUUCCAGUUUUGGCGGCAGCCCUGGCCCCAAAAAGCCCCUCCUGAAGGACCUUUUUUUGGAAUGGCUGUUUGGUGUAAAGGGCUGGGAAUUGGCAACUUCCCGUAUGUGUGUAAGUGCCUUCCACUUGUGCACAAGCAGGGGAAUUGGAUCCAAGCCUUUGCUGUUUUUUGGGAUUACACUCAGGGUUCUGCAGGCAGUUCUUUUUUUCUUCAACACUCACACUUGAAAAAAGGUUAGAAUAACCAGAUUUUGCUGUAACAUGAAAUUAUCAACCUGUUGUAUGUUGUUUUGAUUUUACAUCUUACCAAGCACUGCCACAGGUUUUUUUUGCCAGAGUGGCCUUCUUUCAGUCAUGCUGCUUUUUUGAAUGGUAUAUUUUCAGCAUAUUUAGUGUCUUAAUUUUUCCUUCUUAGUUAAAAAAAAAAGCAUUUGUCAUAGUAUGGGUAUGUUGGGGUGUCUCCUUUUGAUCAGAAUGGGUUAGUAAUGCUCUCAUUGUAGUUUCACAAAUUUCCAGCACUAACUGUUGAACUCCUUAUUCCACACCAACAGAGGUAACCAAGAGAGGCACAAUUCAUACUAGGAAUGCUGUGUGCGGGUCAGCAUAACAAUGCUAAAAUAUCAUUGGAACCUUUUAAAAGAGGAUUCCAUUUAGUAUACUGGGAAGCACUUAAAUCCAUGAACCACUUGUGUGAUACAGCCUUACAAUGGCUAGUUAUUUUGGAGUAUCAAACUGAACCUGAAAUUUAGCACUGAUACAUUCAGUGGAAGCGAGUACUGUAUAUUAUAGCUAAACAGAUAAAAGCAUUGACUUCCCUGCUGUAUCAUGCCUUAUGAAGCCUGUCCAAGUUGAAAUAUGUCUAUAUCUGCACAAUGCAGACAGAGUAAAAGUGAUUUUGUUCUUACUUUUAUUAUAAUAAAUAGAAGUCGGCUGAAGAUAUUACAAAACCUUUAAAAUUAUUUUACAAUUACAUCAUUUACUGGAUUAUUGCCAAUUAGAUAGAGAUCCAUAGAUUAGAAUUGGGCAGAUGGGUAGAAUGCUUAUUUUGUGAAGAAGGGUUGUUCAAAUGUUCUUUUCCUCCAAAUAAUUAAGAGGAUGUUUGAACCUUGGAAUUUAUUUUGACAUUUACAUUUUUGUUAUCCUUGUGCCAUAACAUGAAAAGAAAAUCAACUUAUUAAGAUGUUUAAUUUUAUACUAAAAGUAAAAUCAAACCAUUUGGGGGGAAAUGUCAUUUCAAAAAAAGAUCUACUUUAGCACUUAAUCCUAGCUUCGAGGGUAGAUAUCCCACAGAGAUGUCUGUAGGCUUAUUGUGAUACUGUGUCUCAGUGAACAGUUGGGUACUCCCAAAUUCUACUCAACUAACUAUAAAAUUGAUUUUUUAAAGGAGUGUUAGUUCAAAAUUAAAUUUCUAGGUAAACUGAAUAAAAUUGCAAAUGUACCUUGGCUUCAGUGUUUAAACUCUUCGAUCGUUAUAUCAACUUGUAAAAGUGGGUAAUGGAAAUACUUGUUAUAAGGCCAAAUUUUGGUCGUUAGAAGACCAGAUAUGUAUAAUUUGGAUUUUCUUCUCUGACGCCAUUUUUCAGGCCUCCUUUAAAAGGUGUGCAUAAUUAGGAAUAGAGGAGGAAAAACUGGAAAAAAUGGUUACUAAGGGUGUAGGGCACAUUUACUGUUUUGUGUACAGAGCCUGAUUUUCUUUUCUGUGUGACAGAUAUUAAUUUAAUCACAUUACUAUGCAUAAGUGAGAAAGAUUGCACAUAGAUUGUGCAGGUGUGUAUGUUUUAAAUGGAUGUUGUGUGCAAUUGCAUUAAAAUCCAAUACUGUGUGUGAAUAUGAAUCUGUAAUUUUACACUCCAAAUCUUACAAGAGAACAUAAAGCUGUUACUCCCAAUGACUUUUUCCUACUGUAACCUGCUUUUGAAAAAAGUAGAUCCCAUAUCCUUGCUUUGUAAGUUGAUCACUAUGCAUUUCUACACAUUUUAUAAAUUUGAUUUAUGCAGAUUUUGAUACACUGUAUGUUUCUGUAAAGAUUGUAAAAAUCUUCAACAGUUUUACUAGGGAUAAAUUGGAGGUCUUAUGUAUAUCUUAAUUCUGGAUUGCUUGUUUUUUUAGGUGAGGCAAAUAAAUUUUAAAAUGUGGGUUUAUUAUA
Messenger RNA from Sceloporus undulatus (fence lizard), 4586 nucleotides. It is a transcript of the gene GALNT7, whose product is annotated as polypeptide N-acetylgalactosaminyltransferase 7. Gene Ontology annotation, cellular component: Golgi apparatus. The coding region runs from base 236 to 2062 and encodes 608 amino acids. Lineage: Eukaryota; Metazoa; Chordata; Lepidosauria; Squamata; Phrynosomatidae. The transcript is spliced from 13 exons. The record is from RefSeq and is a predicted model, not a curated record.